AUGGCAGCUUCCAGGGCUGCUGAGACUCCAGAACAAGCAAGUAAUCGGCUUGAAGAACAACGAACCAGGCAAGCGGCUUCAAGAGCUGCUGAGACACCAGAGCAAACAACAACUCGGCUUGAAGAACAACGAACAAGACAAGCAGCUUCAAGAGCUGCUGAGACAGCGGAACAAACAACUAUUCGGAAUACAGAUAAACUCACAAGGCAAGCUGUUUCAAGAGCUGCUGAAACACCAGAGCAAACAACAACUCGGCUUGAAGAACAACGCACAAGACAAGCGGCUUCAAGAGCUGCUGAGACAGCGCAACAAACAACAACUCGGCUUGAAGAACAACGGAUAAGACAAGCAGCUUCAAGAGCUGCUGAGUCUUCAGAACAACAACAAGUACGGCGUGAGGAAGAUCGAAGAAGACGUUCCAAUUCACGAGCAUCACGUUGGUCAUUCAUGGAACGGGAAGCAUUUCAAUAUGAUCCAACCAAAAAUUAUGACAAUCACCCUCAACUUUAUAUUGGUCGAAUGACAGAGAUUUGCUCAUGUUGUGAUGCACUCAAGUGGUCUGGCGAAGCACCAGGUAUGUGCUGUUCCAAUGGUAAAGUAAAACUGCCAUCACUUCGACAGCCUCCUGAACCAUUGGAAUCAUUAAUGUCCGGCACAACAACAACAACAUCAAAGCAUUUCUUGGAGAACAUUCGAAAAGACGCAAUAGCUAAUGAUGGCAACGCCGAUACCCUUGGUCAAUUAGUAAUACUACCAUCUACAUUCACUGGAAGUCUACGUCACAUGCACGAAUAUACACAAGAUGCUAUGACAUACGUGAGAAACUACGGAAGACCUGAUCUAUUUGUAACAUUCACUUGCAAUCCAACAUGGGAAGAAGUUCAAGAAGAACUAUUAGAUGGUCAAAAUCCGUCCGAUCGUCAUGAUCUGCUGGCAAGAGUAUUCAAGCAAAAACUCAUAAAAUUAAUGAAUAUUAUUACCAAAAGUCAUGUAUUUGGACCAACACAAUGUUGGAUGUAUUCUAUUGAAUGGCAAAAGAGAGGUCUGCCUCAUUCUCAUAUAUUGAUAUGGUUGAAAGACAAAAUUAAGCCAGAUGAAAUAGACAGCGUUAUUAGUGCAGAAUUACCAGAUCGUCAACAAGAUCCCCGUCUAUUUCAGGUUAUCGUGAAAAACAUGAUUCAUGGACCUUGCGGUAGUAUCAAUCCUGGAUCUUCGUGUAUGAAAGAUGGAAAGUGUACCAAAAGGUAUCCCAGACAACUUAUUCAAGAUACACAAACAGGUGAAGAUGGUUAUCCACUCUACAGAAGGCGAAGUCCAGAAGAUGGUGGUUUCAAAGCAAGAAUCAAGACCAAAUUUGGCAACUCGAUUCAAGAAAUUGAAAUCGAUAACAAAUGGGUUGUACCAUACUGUCCGUUACUUUCCCGAAUUUUUCAAGUUCAUAUUAAUGUCGAGUAUUGCAAUUCGGUCAAGUCGAUCAAAUACAUUUGCAAAUACGUUAACAAAGGUAGUGAUCAAGCGAUGUUUGGCUUUGGAAAAGAUGGAACAACAGUUGAUGAAGUGGAACAAUAUCAGUUAGGACGAUACAUCAGCAGUAAUGAAGCAGUUUGGCGAAUCUUGGACUUUUCAAUUCAUGAACGACAUCCGACGGUGGUACAUCUGGCUGUUCACUUAGAAAAUGGACAACGCGUCUAUUUCACGGAAGACAAUUUACAUGAAAGAAUUAAUGAACCACCAAAGACGACGUUGACAGCAUUUUUCUUACUAUGUCAGAAAGAUGAAUUUGCUAGAACACUACUGUAUUGCGAUGUUCCAAAAUUUUACACUUGGAACGCGUCAGAAAAAGCUUUCAAACGUCGUGUUCAAGGAACGAGUGUACCUGGCUAUCGCAACAUUAGAGCAACAAACGCUUUGGGCCGCGUCUACACUGUGCAUCCAAAUAAUUUUGAAUGCUUCUUUCUACGACUUUUACUCCAUACAAUUAGAGGUCCAACUUCGUUUGAAGCUCUAAGAACUGUAAAUGGUCGGAAAUGUGCGACAUUUCGGGAAGCCUGUCAACUACUUGACUUACUUGAAGACGGUACGCAAUGGAACGCUACGAUGACUGAAGCAGCUGCGAUUCAAUCUCCUUCACAACUUAGAAAUCUAUUCAUAAUUUUACUAUUAGUAUGUGGUCCAUCUAAUCCGGGAAAAUUAUGGGAAUCCUACAAAGAAAGUUUAACCGAAGAUAUUCUCAUAAAAGCUCGCAGAGAGAAUCCUGGAUUAGCUUUAAAUUAUACACCUGAUAUGUUCAAUCAAACAUUGAUUAUUCUUGAAGAUAAAGCUCUGGCAAUGGCUGGCAAAGAUCUUAAACAAUUAGGUCUUCCAACUCCUCUAAGAACUCUUGGUGAUCGAUUGACCAGAGAAAUACUGCGAGAGACGAGCUACGAUUUGAACGAUUUGAACGAGUAUAUAUCAACAAACGAACCAUUACUGUUACCAGAUCAAAAGGCUGCUUAUAAUACUAUAUUAGAUCGGAUCAAUCGGAAAGCCGGUGGAAUAAUUUUUCUCGAUGCACCAGGUGGAACAGGAAAAACAUUUGUCAUUAAUCUACUCUUAGCUAAAAUUCGACGGAAGUCUGAAAUUGCAAUUGCAGUGGCUUCUUCCGGCAUUGCAGCUACACUACUUCAUGGUGGUCGUACUGCUCAUUCAACAUUAAAGUUGCCGCUCAAUCUUACACAAUGUGAAACUCCACUUUGUAAUAUUAGCAAAGGUACUGGAGAAGCCAAAGUUUUACAAGAAUGUAAGCUUAUUGUAUGGGAUGAAUGUACCAUGGCGCACAGAAAUGCAUUAGAAGCUCUUGAUCGAACACUUCAAGAUCUUCGCGACAAUGGAAAACUCAUGGGUGGAGCUAUCUUACUUCUAGCUGGUGAUUUUCGUCAAACAUUACCAGUCAUCCCGAAAGGAACGAUGGCUGAUGAACUCAAAGCCUGCUUAAAAGCUUCAUAUCUUUGGAGACAUGUUCAUAAGCUGGAACUCAAGACCAACAUGCGAGUUCACUUACAAGGUGAUGUAGCUGCUGGCCAAUUUGCUCAACAACUACUUAAUCUUGGAGAUGGAAAAAUAGUUGCUGAUCCAACUAAUGGACUUAUCACAAUACCAAAUAAUUUUUGUAAUAUAGUAGAUUCAAUAGAAACUCUCAAAACCAGUGUAUUUCCAGAUAUUCGACGCUGUUUCAAUGACCACAAAUGGCUAUGUGAACGUGCUAUUCUUGCUCCGAAAAAUGACAGCGUGAAUACUAUUAACUUACAGAUCCAACAACAGUUACCUGGAGUAGAUAUAUCAUAUAAGUCAAUUGAUACGGUUGUGAACAUUGACCAAGCAGUACAAUAUCCUACCGAAUUUCUCAACUCGCUAGAACCUCCUGGAAUGCCGCCACACAGUCUGGUACUCAAGGUUGGCUCUCCGAUAAUACUUCUAAGAAAUUUAGAUGCACCAAGGCUUUGUAAUGGUACAAGACUUUGUGUGAAAAGUUUAAUGCCCCAUGUGAUUGAAGCAACUAUCUUAACAGGCUGCGCAAAAGGAGAAGAUGUAUUCAUACCACGAAUUCCCAUGAUUCCUAAUGAUAUACCGUUUGAGUUCAAACGUCUUCAGUUUCCAGUGCGUCUUGCGUUCGCAAUGUCUAUCAAUAAAGCUCAAGGUCAAUCACUUAAAGUUGCUGGUAUUCAUCUGGAAACUCCUUGCUUUUCACAUGGUCAGUUGUACGUAGCAUGUUCAAGGGUAGGAACUGGAAAGAAUUUGUAUAUUUUCGCUCUUGAUGGUCAAACUCGAAAUAUUGUAUAUCGAACAGCUUUACAAUAA
Rotaria sp. Silwood1 is the source of this 3837-nucleotide messenger RNA. The record is from the annotation of a GenBank genome assembly. NCBI's taxonomy places the organism in Eukaryota, Metazoa, Rotifera, Eurotatoria, Philodinida, Philodinidae.